UUGUGGGAGCGGAAGGCCGGCUCCUGCCCGCUUCCCCGCCCGCCUGUGCUCCUGCCUUCCUCUCCGCCCCGUCUUCCCCUCCCCUUCCCCUCCCCCGCGCGCGUCCUCCGGCCAAGAUGUCCGACAUGGAGGAUGAUUUCAUGUGCGACGACGAGGAGGACUACGACCUGGAAUAUUCUGAAGACAGUAAUUCUGAGCCGAAUGUAGAUUUGGAGAAUCAAUACUAUAAUUCUAAAGCCCUCAAGGAAGAUGACCCUAAAGCAGCACUAAGCAGUUUUCAGAAGGUUUUGGAACUUGAAGGUGAAAAAGGAGAAUGGGGAUUCAAAGCAUUAAAACAGAUGAUAAAAAUAAACUUCAAAUUGACUAACUUUCCUGAAAUGAUGAACAGAUAUAAACAACUAUUGACCUACAUACGGAGUGCAGUUACAAGGAAUUAUUCUGAAAAAUCCAUCAAUUCUAUUCUUGAUUAUAUAUCCACUUCCAAGCAGAAUUCUGAUUUUUUAUGCCAGAUGGAUUUGCUUCAGGAAUUUUAUGAAACUACACUUGACGCUCUAAAAGAUGCUAAGAAUGAUAGAUUGUGGUUUAAGACAAACACAAAGCUUGGCAAAUUAUAUUUAGAACGAGAAGAGUAUGGAAAACUACAGAAAAUUUUACGUCAGCUCCAUCAGUCAUGUCAGACGGACGAUGGAGAAGAUGACCUCAAAAAGGGUACCCAGUUAUUGGAAAUCUAUGCUUUGGAAAUUCAAAUGUAUACAGCACAGAAAAAUAACAAAAAACUUAAAGCACUAUAUGAGCAGUCAUUGCACAUCAAGUCUGCCAUUCCUCAUCCACUGAUCAUGGGGGUCAUCAGAGAAUGUGGUGGUAAAAUGCACCUAAGAGAAGGCGAGUUUGAAAAGGCUCAUACUGAUUUCUUUGAAGCAUUUAAGAAUUAUGAUGAAUCAGGAAGUCCAAGGAGAACGACAUGCUUAAAAUAUUUGGUCUUAGCAAACAUGCUGAUGAAGUCUGGAAUAAAUCCAUUUGACUCCCAGGAGGCAAAACCAUACAAAAAUGAUCCAGAGAUUCUAGCAAUGACAAACCUAGUAAGUGCCUAUCAGAAUAAUGACAUCACUGAAUUUGAGAAGAUUCUAAAAACAAAUCACAGUAACAUCAUGGACGAUCCCUUCAUAAGGGAACACAUUGAAGAACUUUUGCGAAACAUCAGAACACAAGUGCUUAUAAAAUUAAUUAAGCCUUACACAAGAAUACAUAUUCCUUUUAUUUCUAAGGAGUUAAACAUAGAUGUAGCUGAUGUGGAAAGCUUGCUUGUGCAGUGUAUACUCGAUAACACUAUUCAUGGCCGAAUCGAUCAAGUCAAUCAACUCCUGGAGCUAGAUCAUCAGAAGAGGGGUGGAGCACGGUAUACUGCGUUAGAUAAAUGGACCAACCAACUAAAUUCUCUCAACCAGGCGGUAGUCAGCAAGCUGGCUUAACGACAAACAGGCUAUUUCAAAAUGUACUUAAUACAACAGCGCAGUGAUGUAAACCUUAAAAACUGGGAAUGGCAAAACCUACUGUCGGUUGGUGUGCCCUGAAAUUAUUGGAGUUAAUGGCAGAAGUGCUUUUUUGAUCAGCUGGUUUGUGUUUUGCUGCUGCAUUUAUCCCAAGAAAAAAAACAGCUUUAAUCUCCAGAAGAAAACCAAAAUGCCAUGGGAUUUAUGCUGUGUUUGACAUCUUGCCCUCACCAUGCAACACCCUCAUAGUAUGUCAAGGGGCAACUAAUGACGAGAGAGAGAAGGUUUUGUUUGUCAUGAUUUUAAAUACACUGACACGUUCCUGUUGGUUUAAAUUUAAACAUAUUUUACCUGCAGAAAAAAGAUCUCUCACACAGAAAAAAAUAACCUGCAAUAACUUGAAAUGCAUACCCUUUUGAACACUUCCUUUUUCUCAUGUAUAAACUGAAAUGUUUGCUGCAUUUUGCAAAAUGUCAAUUCUCCAAAAAUGUGUCCGUAUAUUUCUGUACCUGCAGUGUAGUAAAGGUUUAGAAGAAACCCCGUAAUUAUGGUGGCAUACUGUCACUUAGGUUUCAAGCAGCAAAAAUAAACAGUGCAGUUCAGAAAUAGUA
This is a messenger RNA of Anolis carolinensis (green anole), 2101 nucleotides long. It is a transcript of the gene cops2, whose product is annotated as COP9 signalosome subunit 2. The transcript is spliced from 13 exons. NCBI's taxonomy places the organism in Eukaryota, Metazoa, Chordata, Lepidosauria, Squamata, Anolidae. Gene Ontology annotation, molecular function: protein binding. Gene Ontology annotation, cellular component: COP9 signalosome. Gene Ontology annotation, biological process: protein deneddylation. Bases 117 to 1469 code for a protein of 450 amino acids. The record is from RefSeq and is a predicted model, not a curated record.